ACAUCUGUCUCUCUUGACACACUGCGGUCUGCAGCUCUCUCUCUCCUGCGUCUUUUACCUCAAAGAAUUUACCGCAGCUGCAGUGAGAGCUGACGCACUCAAGUAAAAAUAGUUCACUUGCUUGAUGUGCACACCGACUUUAGAGUUGUCGGUGCCAUCCCAAAUCCACUCAAGAUCUUCUCGUUUCCCCGCGUUUCUAGAAAACAAAACUCGGAUCUUCUUCUGCUCUAAAACUUUUCCUCAUUAUUCACUUUCACCUCUGUAAAUAAUUCCAACUACUUGCUCACCACUUUGCUCAAAGAUCAAUUUUCAGCUGCUGUCAGCUCCCACCGGAAUCUCUGUUCCGUUAAACUCGAACUCAAUGCUGCUCGUUUGUUUUUCUUGGCCGAGAAAUUGACUGAAAUGGAUCAGGGGAAAUUCAUCUCAGAGUGUUGUAAUUACUGGGAAAUCUUGGUUUUGCAUUGCAGAUUAUCGGUUUGGAUUGCUUUGUUUCUUGGAAUUUUAGAUUCAAGAAUCUGAUUAACGAUUUGAGGUUGGCGCAGCUUGGGUUCAUUAUGAUGAAAUGUUGUUGUGUGAGCAUCUAGAAACACUGUGAUAGUGUAGUGAUUAGAAAUUUUGCAAUGGAGGAUAUGAACAUAGUUAGGUUGUCCCCAUUGAGGCCAGGCGGUGGUGGCUUGAAGUCGCCUUCGUCGGGAAAGUCAACUCCGAGGGGCUCUCCUUCUUUUAGGAGGCUGAGCUCCGGCCGGACUCCGAGAAGAGAGGGCAGGAGUGGUGGUUAUAUUUUUUCGUAUUGCUUCAGAAGCAACCGCAUUGUGCUUUGGCUGCUUUUGAUCACUCUUUGGGCUUAUGCUGGAUUCUACUUCCAGUCGAGAUGGGCGCAUGGAGAUAAUAAGGAGGAUCUUUUUAGUGGUGGCUAUGGAGGUGAAAUAAAAGGUGGAAAAUCCGCAGCACAACGGAGUAACAGGAGGGGCUUGAUUGCUGCUGUUGAUUCUGGAGCACUUGAGUUCAAGAACGGGACGAGUAACUCAAGUUCGGAGAAUGUGGAUGUCGUUCUUGCAGAGAGUGGAAGUGGCAAUUCAUUGAAUAAAAAUAAGGCUUCGAAGAAGAGAAGUAAGAGAUCCGGGCAUGGUUCCCGUAGGAGGAGCUCUGGUAAAGUGAAGGUUGUGGCACAAGAUGUAGAAAGUGAAGUUGAUGAUGUACAAAUGGAAGAAAUUCCCAAGAAGAAUACAACUUAUGGAUUCCUUGUCGGUCCAUUUGGCUCUGUGGAGGAUUCGAUUUUGGACUGGAGCCCUGAGAAGCGGUCAGGCACCUGUGACCGGAAGGGAGCAUUUGCACGUCUUGUUUGGUCGAGGAAGUUUGUGUUGAUCUUCCACGAGCUGUCCAUGACGGGAGCUCCUCUUGCAAUGCUGGAGCUGGCAACGGAAUUUCUGAGCUGUGGAGCUACGAUAUCAGUUAUAGUUCUGAACAAAAAGGGCGGCUUGAUGUCGGAACUUAACCGUAGGAAAAUUAAAGUGCUCGAGGACAAGUCAGAUCUCAGCUUCAAAACAGCCAUGAAAGCAAAUAUCAUAAUCGCAGGUUCUGCUGUCUGUUCAUCGUGGAUAGAGCAAUACCUAUCGCGUACUGUACUUGGUUCUAGUCAAAUUAUGUGGUGGAUCAUGGAGAAUAGAAGAGAGUAUUUCGACAGGUCGAAGCAUGUGAUCAAUCGAGUAAAGAAGUUGAUUUUUCUUUCCGAGCAACAGUCGAAGCAGUGGUUAGCCUGGUGUGAGGAAGAAAACAUCAAGUUAAAAGACGAGCCUGCAUUGGUGCCACUCUCGGUGAAUGAUGAGCUAGCCUUUGCAGCAGGCAUCUCGUGCUCCCUAAAUACUCCAUCGUUCACCACGGAGAACAUGCUGGAAAAGAGACGGUCAUUGAGAAGCGCUGUUAGACAAGAAAUGGGACUGUCUGAUGACGAUAUGGUGGCUGUUUCCUUGAGCAGUAUAAACCCCGGAAAGGGCCAGUUGUUGCUUAUGGAAUCGGCACGCUUGAUGAUUGAGCAAGGCCAGCAGCUGAACAACUCGGGCCCCAAAGAUCCGAUCUUGAUGGAUCACGAUUAUUAUUCAAGAGCUCUGCUUCAGAAUGGGAGAAGGGACAGUGUAGCAAAGCGCGACACACCCACAAAGAAAAGAAUAAGGUCAUCACGUAUCUUCACCAACGAGGGAAGACUCGAUUCUCUGAGGUAUGGUAGAGAUGCUAGGAUGAGAAAAAUGCUAUCCCAAAACGUAGGAAAGAAGGGACAGAAUCUUAAGGUAGUCAUCGGUUCGGUGGGAUCUAAAAGCAAUAAAGUAGCUUAUGUAAAAACACUUCUUACGUAUCUAUCAGCACAUUCAAACUUGUCCAAAUCUGUGCUGUGGACUCCUGCAACAACUCGUGUUGCCUCCCUUUAUGCCGCAGCAGAUGUUUAUAUAAUGAAUUCUCAGGGAAUAGGAGAGACAUUCGGAAGGGUAACGAUUGAGGCCAUGGCAUUCGGACUUCCUGUCCUGGGAACGGAUUCUGGAGGCACGAGGGAGAUUGUCGAGCACAAUGUAACGGGGCUGCUCCAUCCUUUGGGGCGGCCGGGCUGUCAAGUUCUCGCAAGAAAUCUCGAAUUCUUGCUUGAGAAUCCAUCAGCAAGGCAAGAAAUGGGAAUGAGAGGCAGAGAGAAGGUGGAGAAGAUGUACUUGAAGAAGCAUAUGUUUCAGAAAUUUGGUGAGGUGUUGUACAAGUGCAUGAGAAUUAAGUAGCAUUUGAAGCUCAUCUCACAAUUUACUUUAGAAACCUGCGUUGGUUUGGCUAAGCACAUUGCUUCUAUUAGCUUGACAAAUGAUAUACAUCCCUAUUUUUUCUUCA
Molecule: messenger RNA, 2865 nt
Organism: Salvia miltiorrhiza (redroot sage)
Lineage: Eukaryota; Viridiplantae; Streptophyta; Magnoliopsida; Lamiales; Lamiaceae
Exons: 5
Coding region: 621-2759 (712 amino acids)
Molecular function (GO): glycosyltransferase activity
Source: RefSeq, a predicted model, not a curated record